GGCACGACCGGCCCCGCUGGGCUGUGGCGGCGGUACCGCGGGUGCGUGUCCCCGCCGUGCGGCUCGGGGUGGCGGCGGCCAGGCCUCAGCGCCUCCAUUCCGGGGGACCGCGGCCGCCCGGCGCGGGGCGGGGCCCGGCGGCGGUGAGGGCGGGCUCCGGGCUGCCGCCGCCCCCCGUCUCCGCUCGGCCUGGGCCCGGCGCAGGCCAUGGCGCUGGGCUCGGCUUGGAAGCAGAUGUCGUGGCUGUACUACCAGUACCUGCUGGUCACCGCGCUCUACAUGCUGGAGCCCUGGGAGCGCACCGUCUUCAAUUCCAUGCUAGUUUCCAUUGUUGGAAUGGCACUGUACACAGGCUAUGUGUUCAUGCCUCAGCACAUCAUGGCAAUAUUGCACUACUUUGAAAUUGUGCAGUGACGAAGAACGUGUCUGCAAGAAGUGAUCGGGCUUUGAAAUCUGGUCUAUAAAGAAGAAUGAACCUCUUAGUUUUAACAAGACUUCUACUGAUGGCAGAAAGACACAAUUACGACUCUGAAGACUAGGAAAUGAGAUAUGUAGAGCAGGGACGCGAGAUGUCCCCUAUGUUGUGUUCAUUCCUUUUAAUUUUACAAGAUACGCCCUUGUAUAGUAGUUUUGUCUACUUUAACAUUGUGAUUGUACUUUGAUAUCAGUAUUUUCUUAACUUUGUGACAGUUUCAAUAUUGCACUGUGAAAGCUUUUCUUAAUUGUAAUUUUGAGUAAAUCUUAAUUGCCUUCUAUUUUUAAUCGGAAAGUCAUCUUAUUAAAUGGGGCUUAAAGCUUUUGCUAUUGUAUGGUAUGUAUUUGCCUGGGCAUUUCUAUUAAUGCGUUUUGUAAGAAAAUACAUCUAGAUUCAUAUUAGAGACCUGGAUAUAUUCGUCUAACGCUAUUUACAAAGUUAGUUUGUAUGACUGAACUCAGGUGUACUGUUUGCUGUCCAAGCCUUGUUCAACAGUAUAUUUGUGCAUAUCACCUAAAUUUGGAAUUGGCAAUUAUUUCAAUUGUCUGUAUUCCACCUCUUGGAGGAGGGUGGGGGAGGUGAGGCAUUGAGGCAGAGUGAAGGCUGCAUUCCUUAUCUGUGGAGUAGUGUUGUGGUUCUGGGCUUCAUCUUGUGGAGGGGAAUGGGCUUUUCUUUACUGAUGUAGGCCCACAUAAGACUUUGGGAUAGCACUUUAAAUCGACCCUGUUUUUCUAGCUACCAGUUCAAUUGUACUUUUACAAGAUGCUUUCGUAGGUUCCAAUGGUUAUUGUUUUUGCUAAUUUUCACUCAACAGUGUAACUAUGGUUAGGUUUUACAGGGGUUUUCUAUUGCUGCUAGCAUUCCAAACAUGUUCUUGCUACAAACGACCAAAACAUAGGGGUUUAAAUGGACUUGAGUUACAACUACAGCAAUAAGUAGCUGAAUACUUGGCUGAAGUCCUGUCUUUUUUUUUUUAAUAGGGAUUUUUUUCAGUUUUGUAUUCUGAUAUGUAAGAUGGUGAUAACUUUCCUAAGUGGAGGAUUUUUUUUUUUGGUUGUUUAAAAAAUAAAAGCUUUAAAGCAGAACUUUGAUGUAAAACUUUAUUUGGGAAGUUAAUGUGUUUCUGAAUGCUGUUUGCUUUUCUCAGAACUUUCCAAAAGGGUAAAAAUUAUACUUGACCAAAGAAUUGUGAUUUUUUUAAUGGCCCAGUAAUAAUGGGUACUGUUAGAUCUUUUAUGCAACUUCUACUGAAAUCAGGAAUUAUACCCAAGUUAUACAACUCAACUGGUCUCUGAACAUGCUGUCUUUUAAUUUUCUCAGAUGCACGCUCAUGAGAAAAGGGUGUUUUCCUCCCCUGUAUUUAAGAACUUCAUGUGUAUUUGAUUAAAAACUCCGUUGUCAUCUUGGGAGCUAUAAACAACAGGGCUUAAACUUCUCAGCUGAACCCUAGCUUUACUGAAGUUGGUAGGAGUCUCCCACUAAAUUAGUGCCUUCCUUUAUUAAUACCUGGCUGUCUAAACAUAGGUAGGGUUUUGGGGUGGUGGUUUUUGGUUUUGUUUUCACGUCUCCAGAGUUGUAUGUGGGUAUUUUAAGUAUAUAUGGAGAUAAUGAUAAGUUAACAUACCCUCUUUGAAGUAAUGUAGCACAAAUUCCUGCUGUUCAUGGAUUAAGUCAUUACUGUUAUGUUUGUGGA
Molecule: messenger RNA, 2168 nt
Organism: Falco peregrinus (peregrine falcon)
Lineage: Eukaryota; Metazoa; Chordata; Aves; Falconiformes; Falconidae
Gene: SPTSSA
Product: serine palmitoyltransferase small subunit A
Exons: 2
Coding region: 208-414 (68 amino acids)
Biological process (GO): ceramide biosynthetic process
Cellular component (GO): serine palmitoyltransferase complex
Molecular function (GO): serine C-palmitoyltransferase activity
Source: RefSeq, a predicted model, not a curated record